AUGACCGCCGCGCCGCCAGCUGCGAAUCCGUCUUGCCCGCUGUCCGCCGUCAAUCAGGCGCUCCUCAUGCUCCAGUCGGACGAGCUCAGUAUGAGGGUAGAGGCGGCGAAAGAUAUCCGGCGGCUGACCAAGACCUCGCCGAGGUACCGCAGACACCUCUCCGCCGCCGUGAGCCCACUCGUGGGCAUGCUGCGGCGCUCCGACUCCGCCGACGCCAACGAGGCUGCCCUCGCCGCUUUGCUUAACCUCGCCGUCAAAGACGAAAGAAACAAGGUAAACAUAAUCGAAGCUGGUGCCCUGGGGCCAAUAAUUUCAUUCCUCCAAUCCGAGAACCCGUGUCUGAACGAAAACUCGGCUGCCGCUUUAGUCACCCUAUCCGCAUCCCCACGCAUGAAGCCCAUAAUCAUCUCAUCCGGUGCUAUCCCUCCCCUCAUUGGGAUCCUCAGCUGCGGGGGCCCUCAGGCGAAGCUUGAUGCCCUAACUGCCCUCCACAACCUCUCGACCCACCGGGAUGCCCUCGGUCCAAUCCUCGGGGCCCGACCCAUCCCCCCACUGGACCCGGGCCCAAGGUCGGAGGGGGUAGGGCCCGACGAGCUGGAGGAGAUCGUGCGCGGGAUUGUGUCGGGGAUCGAGGGGGAGGAGCAGCUUUGGAAAGCGAAGAGGGUGCUGGCCGAGAUGGUCCAGGUCAGCAUGGAGAGAAGCCUGAAGCACCUGCAGAAACGGGCAUCAUUGGUCUGCGCGCCAGCUGAUUUUGCGGAAACUGGAGCAAUUUGA
Messenger RNA from Striga hermonthica, 774 nucleotides. NCBI's taxonomy places the organism in Eukaryota, Viridiplantae, Streptophyta, Magnoliopsida, Lamiales, Orobanchaceae. The record is from the annotation of a GenBank genome assembly.